GCUGGUGAUCGGUCGGGCGAGGCCGCCGAGGAGGAGAGGGAGUUUCCAAAUGGUAUGGCUUCUUCCGAUGUUUCUUCCAUGGAACUGUUAAGGAAUGCAGCUUGCAUUAAAUAGUUGCUAUAUUCUGCCUAAAGGUUACUGUGUUUCAAAGUUCCUACUUGUUCCAUUGGUUCCGGGGAUGAAUCUUGUGCCUUAUGAAUCUGGGCUGACUAUAAAAACCUAGCUUUUCCUGUGGCCUGCUUGUCCUGAUCAGAUAGUCCCAGAAAUGGGUAGGAUCAGCUUCUCUUGCCUUUUUCCUGCUUCGUGGCACUUCAGCAUUUCCCCUGUUGGCUGUCCGCGGAUAUUGAACACCACAUUACGGCAGAUUAUUGUCACUGGGCUCCUUGCUGCUGCAUUUUUCAUAUUAUACUAUUCUGUUUUAAAAUACAGCUCCCGGGACAAAAAGCUGCACAGAUAUCUUGCACGAGUAACAGACACCGAAGCCACAGAUACAAACAACCCAAAGUUGAAUUAUGGCAUUAUGGUGGAUUGCGGUAGCAGUGGAUCUCGGAUCUUUGUGUAUUGGUGGCCAAGGCACAACGGCAAUCCCCAUGAUUUACUUGACAUCAAACAAAUGCGGGACAAAAACAGAAAACCAGUAGUUAUGAAAAUUAAGCCAGGCAUUUCAGAAUUUGCUACCUCUCCUGAAAAAGUUAGUGACUAUAUUUUUCCACUUCUGAGCUUUGCUGCUGAACACAUACCCCGUGCAAAACACAAAGAAACCCCUCUGUAUAUUCUCUGUACCGCAGGGAUGAGGAUCCUGCCAGAGAGUCAGCAAAAGGCAAUACUAGAAGAUCUUCUUACUGAUAUCCCAGUGCAUUUUGAUUUUCUGUUUUCGGAUUCUCACGCUGAAGUUAUUUCAGGAAAGCAGGAAGGAGUAUAUGCAUGGAUUGGCAUCAACUUUGUCCUUGGAAGAUUUGAACAUUUGGAUGAAGAGGAUGAUGCAAUAGUAGAAGUGCAUGUUCCUGACAGCGAAAGCAAAGAAGAAGUCAUUCGAAAGAGGACCGUGGGUAUACUUGACAUGGGUGGUGUUUCAACUCAGAUAGCAUAUGAAGUCCCUAAAACUGUAAGCUUUGCCUCUUCACAGCAGGAGGAGGUGGCCAAGAACCUACUGGCAGAGUUUAACUUGGGAUGUGACGCUCACCAGAAUGAACAUGUGUACCGAGUCUACGUGGCAACUUUUUUGGGCUUUGGCGGUAAUGCUGCCCGACAGAGAUACGCAGACAACAUAUUCACCAGCACAGUAUUCAGAAACAGGCUUCUUGGUAAACAGACUGGUGUGACCCCUGAGAUUCCCUACUUAGACCCUUGCCUACCUUUAGACGCCGAGGAUGAAAUCCAACAGAACGGGCAGACUCUGUAUCUUCGAGGGACGGGAGAUUUCCACGUGUGCCGAGAUGUCAUUCAGUCUUUCAUGAACAAGACCAACGAAACGCAAACAUCCUUGAACGGCGUUUAUCAGCCGCCCAUCCAUUUUGAGAACAGUGAAUUCUAUGGGUUCUCGGAGUUCUAUUACUGUACUGAGGACGUCUUAAGGAUGGGGGGAGACUACAACGCCGCUCAAUUCCUCAAAGCUGCAAAAGAAUAUUGUGCAACAAAGUGGUCUGUUCUACGGGAAAGAUUUGAUCGUGGCCUUUAUGCAUCGCACGCAGACCUCCAUCGACUGAAGUAUCAGUGCUUUAAGUCAGCCUGGAUGUACGAAGUAUUUCACAACGGCUUUGGUUUUCCUGUAAGCUACAGCAACCUAAAAACAGCACUCCAAGUAUAUGAUAAAGAGGUGCAGUGGACGCUGGGGGCCAUCCUCUACCGAACACGGUUUUUACCUUUGAGAGAUAUCCAGCAGGAAAAUUUCCGAGGUAAUCAUUCCCGUUGGCACAGCUUUGCCUUCGUUUACAACCAUUACUUAUUCUUUGCCUGCUUCUUCAUUGUGUUGCUGUCCAUCCUGCUCUAUCUGCUGCGUUUGCGGCGGAUCCACCGGCGAAUUCUGCCCAGCGGCUCAUCUCCUCCCCUCUGGAUUGAAGAAGGCCUCCCACCACAGAAGAUCCCUGGAGGCUUAUAAGCUGCUGGCUGCCAAUCUAAGACUCAUCUCAGGGUUCUUCUCUCUCACCAAGGAAGAGCUUGCCGGAGCCCCUUGCUGCAGUCUUGGAACAAAGAGGUGGAAUUUCCUUCUCUGGAGGACUGCAGGGAAAGCUAGCUCAAACCUGGCUUGACUAGGCUGGGGGAAUCUCAGCCAGACUUAUUUUAAAACUCUUACUUUAAAAGCAGAUGCACUUUGACUUGGGGGCAGGAGGACAGUCAGAAAAGCAGGGGAAUGCAGUGAAGACUUUAUGCCAGUAUGUUAAACGGGAAAGUCACAAGCUACUCUGUGUUCAGUAACUUGGUGGGCUUGCUCUCUCCUUUUGCAGCAAGCCUGCUGUUAGGGUUUUCCUGGAUCUGAACGCAGGCUUGCUUAACUGAUUCCUUGUGGACUACCAGUUCACUGUUCCUUGCCAUGUUCUUGAGGCACUCAGAGCACAGAGGAAAGGUCGCUUCAGCCUCUCCUGCCUGAUUUGAACAGCAAAAGAGACUUUAGCAGGUCUCUUCCAUAAUGCUCUUCAGCAUUUCACUCCCAGUUACUUAUUUAUUUAAAGCAUUUGGACUCUUUUCUUUUUCCCAAAAAAGAAAGUAGCUUAGAUAGAGGGUAGACAGACCAGUAAUUAGGCAGCCUUUGCCACUGCAGUCUUUAAAAAAAAUGGCACAGAAAGAAAAAAAAAAUGGGGGAGAAAAGAUGCAAACUCAGGCAUUUGUUCUUCAUUUAGAAGUUCUUACAAAGACCUCUGUAAAGGUCGCGCUAGCCAGGAAUUAGAAGUUAGCAUCUGAAGAAGCUGGUAGAAAACAGCCAUAGAGAAUUUAUUUUACUAUAAUUAAGGGUUAUUGACAAAGCUCAAGUUGUGUUACCAGUUCCUGAUUGAAUUACAAACCCCAUGCCUAUGUUAAAACCCCUGUAAUGUCUCCAACAGAGGACUGCAAUGUUGAGAUCUCUUGCAGCUCUAGUUGAGAUGAUUGGACUAAGGAACAACAUCGUAGCUGUCCCCAGAGAAAAAGCAGGUGAAGAUCUGUACUUAGUCCUUCUUUUGGGGAAUAUUUCUGCCAGAGCAGGAAAGGUGGGCAGGAGAGAAUUGAACAGUGGCUGUAAAGUGUUAGUACAUAUAAUGGCAGUGUUUCUCAAGAUGUGUGGACUUCAGUUCCCAGAAUUCCCCAGCCAGCUACGGGAGAAUUCUGGGAGUUGAAGUCUAUACAUGUUAAAGUUGCUGAGGUUGAGAAAUAUUGUCUUACGGUAAUCACUUUCUUCCAUGAUCCUUUCUGCUAUAAGGACUGGCAGAGCCUGGUUGAUAUUGGACUCUGCUUCUGAAAGAAGCUUAGAACAUCUCUUAAAAGCAACUUGUUUUCUGGAGAUGUCAGGAAUGGCAUAUAAAGUAGGGUGUGAGGCAGCAUCUGUAUCCUUAACAUAAAGGGAGAAUCUGCUGCUGUGGGUGGCAUUACUCUGAGAGGCUUACCUGGUUGAGAAAUGCUUGACCUGCAUUACACAGCAAGACCUCCAUCAGGUCCUUGUUGCUGUUUGAGUUGGAAAGAAGGGUCUUCAAGAGGCCUUGGGUGAUAUCUCAGCUUGCACAGGAGUGAGCGAGCCAGCAGCCAAAGUCCUCACUCACUCCAAAGUGUGACCUCUCAUUCUAAAUUCUUGAUCAGGACCAUGGAUAGUGAGUUUCCAGAACUCAGUCUGGAAAGGGCCUGCAGAGUUCUGAAAAGUUGGCAGUCCUGUCUGUUAAGAUGUAAGACUUCCAAUAUUUGCAAAAUGGUGUGCUAAAGAAUACCUUGCUGGCCAUGGUGGUGCACUGCUGUUGGAAAUAGGAGGAUCACAUUGCACAGUCAACCUCCCUGGACUUAGUUUGUGUGUUUGAGCAACAGCCAGUGUAUGUGUGGGUGUAUGUAUGUGUGUGCGUGCACCUGUGUGGCAUUCUAAGGUCUGACAGUAAUUUCAAAUGUUCAUGAUGAUAGAGAUUUGGGAAGGGGGAUUGGAAAAAUGGAGUAGCAAUGAAAUGAUAACCAAUAUGCUGUCACAUCCUCAUUUCUGGAUAACAAAAGCCUUUCUUACUUGAAAAAAAAAGUGUGUCCACAGUUGAAAACAGCAUUGAUGUGACUGUCUCAUGAAAUACAAGCUUUAUCAUCCUAGAAACCUACACCUGGUUUCACUGUUUUGUGAAAUGUUGCUUGAUUGUACCUCACUGAAAUCUGUUCCCAGCUAAUGAAGAUAGGAGAAUAAAAAGAUGCGUUAAAAGA
This is a messenger RNA of Python bivittatus (Burmese python), 4356 nucleotides long. It is a transcript of the gene ENTPD4, whose product is annotated as ectonucleoside triphosphate diphosphohydrolase 4. The record is from RefSeq and is a predicted model, not a curated record. Gene Ontology annotation, biological process: CTP metabolic process; UDP catabolic process. Gene Ontology annotation, cellular component: Golgi apparatus; membrane. Gene Ontology annotation, molecular function: UDP phosphatase activity; GDP phosphatase activity; ribonucleoside triphosphate phosphatase activity. NCBI's taxonomy places the organism in Eukaryota, Metazoa, Chordata, Lepidosauria, Squamata, Pythonidae.